AAUUUAUUUUUAUUAAUUUCUCUUGAGAUGUUAUGGCAAAGGUAUUUUAGGCUGAAUUAUUUAAAAAUAUCCAUAGGAAUGUCCAUAUUUCAUGUUUUCCCAGUGAAUUGUGAAAAGUUUCAAUUAAGUAUAAUUUAACAAUUUUGUUCCCAUUUUUGCUGGUGUGCCGAGACGACACAACUUGGCUAUUUUGCUUGUAACUAAUUAGCAUAUAGUUAUUAGAAUAUAUAGCACUAGCUUUUACAACUGAAAUGCCAUUGCUUUAUAUUGAAAUAAUUAUGGUAGCACAAUUAAUCACAUCUUAUUAGCAACCUUGUAAUUAAAAACAAAAAUCAGCAUGGUUUUAUAUUAAUAACUGAACAAAAGAAAUCUUUUAACUGUUUUUACAAAAAAGAAAUUGCAACCUUUCAGCAGUCCCACUUGGUCAGGAGGACGUCCAAGUAUAUAAACAUAAUAUGCUUGGACUUCGAAAAAAGAUAUUGACAAAAGACUCAUGAGUAACUCUACAACAGUAAUAAUAUAUUCUCAGGAGUAAGCCCUAUUGAAUUCUGAGGCGCUUACUCCCAGGUAAGUGGGGUUGGGUUGCAGGCUAAACCUAGCAAACGUGGUAAAUAGGGCUGGUCCGUUUUAGUUCAGUAACUGGCUAAACAUAAAGCAGAUGGAAGGAAUAAACUGUUUCAAAAUGGAGGCAAGUAAGCAAUGAACUGUACAAGGAUCUGUAUUCUGGAUGUGGACCAGUAUUUUUAUUUAACAUUCAUAAAUGAGCUGGGGGGUAAAGAGUGAACAGUGAGGUAGCCAAUUUGCAGAUGGCACUUAAUUACAGUCAUACCUCGGUUUAAGUACACCUCGGUUUGAGUAUUUUCAGUUUAAGUACUCCACGGACCUGCCUGGAACAGAUUAAUCCACUUUCCAUUACUUUCAAUGGGAAAGUUUGCUUCAGGUUAAGUACGCUUCAGGUUAAGUACGGACUUCCAGAACCAAUUACACUCAUACUUCAGGUUAAGUAUGCUCCAGGUUGAGUACUCGGUGGACCCAUCUGGAACGGAUUAAUCCACUUUCCAUUACUUUCAAUGAGAAAGUUCGCUUCAGGUUAAGUACGCUUCAGGUUAAGUACGGACUUCCAGAACCAAUUACACUCAUACUUUGGGUUAAGUAUGCUUCAGGUUGAGUACUCCGUGGACCCGUCUGGAACGGAUUAAGACGCUUUCCAUUACUUUCAAUGGGAAAGUUCGCUUCAGGUUAAGUACGCUUCAGGUUAAGUACAGAAUUCGGGAACCAAUUGUGUACUUAAACCGAGGUACCACUGUAUUCAGGUGAAUAUUCAAGGAAAGAGCUCCAACAUAAUUUCUCCAAACUGAAUCAUUGGGCAACAAAAUGGCAAACAAUAUUUAGUGCAAGUAAGUACGUGACACUCAUUAGGGGGAACAAUUCCCAACUUCAUAUAUACAGUACACUGAUGGCAUGUAAGAAAGCUGUCAAAAAGGGAAAUUCCAUACUUGGGAUCAUUAGGAAAUGGAUUAAAAAUAAAACUGCCAGCAUCGGAAGACAUUUAUAUACAGUAAAUCUAUUGAGUUGCCAAAUUGUGGAAUGCUGUGCACACUUAAAUUAAAUAUAAUUGAACUGAAAACUGUGCAGAAAAGGGCAAACCCAAUGAGCAAAUGUUAGAAUUUCUUUCAUAGGAGGAAAGAAGAAGAAGAGUUUGGAUUUGAUAUCCCACUUUAUCACUACCCGAAGGAGUCUCAAAGCGGCUAACAUUCUCCUUUCCCUUCCUCCCCUACAACAAACACUCUGUGAGAAGAGCAAUAUCUUUUUAACAAAAAAUAAUCUUUUGAAGAAUGAUGACUGUUCAUCUCUCAGAAAAAAAGGGCAAUGUUUUACCUGACUUCCUGCAUCUGAAUGACUUGGGAUGCGAAUCUGUAGGAGGGAAGGUUUUAUUUGCAACGGAUGACUUUUUUGCUCCGGCAGAAAACCUCUUAAAGAAACAAAGACCAGCAUAUCAUGCAGACCUAUUCACCGAGUUUGGGAAGUGGAGGGAUGGAUGGGAAACCAGGAGGAAGCGCAUUCCAGGUCAUGAUUGGUGUAUCAUUCAACUGGGGGUGCCAGGUACGAUUUAUGGGUUUGAGGCAGACACUUCUUACUUUGCUGGAAACUGCGCUCCUCAGAUAUCAAUCCAAGCUGCUUCCUUGAAGCCAGGGGAGGUACCAGCGCUGCCAGCAAGAGGGAACAGAAUAGGAACAGCCGCUUCGGAUGAAGAGCUGAGGAUUGUGAAGGAGAUGAGGUCAGAUGAAUGGACUUCCUUAGUUCCCAUCUCAAAGAUAAAAUCAGGAAACCUUGAUGCUGCCCACAACUAUUUUGUUGCAACUUUGAAGCAAAAAUGGACACAUCUAAGACUCAACAUAUAUCCAGAUGGUGGAAUUGCACGUUUAAAAGCGUACGGCACAAUGCAGGGAGAAUGGCCACUCUCUGGCCUGAACCAUUUGAGUGAUUUGGUGGCAAUGGUGAACGGAGGUGUCUGUGUUGGAUACAGUGAUGCUCAGUUAGGCCAUCCUGGGAAUAUUUUAGGACAAGGAAGAGCAAAGUCCAUGAAAGAUGGAUGGGAAACAGGCAGAAGUCUGCAAAGGCCACCCAUUUUAAAGCUUGGUGACAAAGGAAUCUUACUUGUACCAGGAAGUGAAUGGGCAGUCUUCCGACUGGGACAUUCAGGUGUUAUAACACACAUAGAAAUAGACACCAAUCACUUUAAAGGAAACUUUCCAGAUACAUUUAAACUUGAGGCCUGUAUUUUGAGUACAGAAGAAGAAAAUGAAUAUAAUGCACAAAAGUGGACUUUGAAGCAAGGUCCAAAAUGGAACACACUGGUACCCGAAACAAAGCUUAAACCUCAUACGAGACAUUUUUUUGAUGGUACUACCAUAAAGAUGCUGGAUGUGUUUACUCAUGUGAAACUUUCUUUUGCUCCUGAUGGAGGUGUAAGUAGGCUGCGUCUCUGGGGAUUUCCACGGGCCGUGCCAGACAUGAGGAAGUAAAAAUGUUCUCAGGAAAAAGGCUCUGCAGAAUUUCACUCAUGGUUAAUACAAGCCCGAAUACAAUUCAUCUAUCUGCAUUCAUUGAAUUAUACAGUUUUCCGCAUCAUUGGUUCAAAUGCAACAAUUUGUUACGGUUGUACAAUAACAUCAUUUCUCUAGCUGAAUGAAUAAUUUACAUAUAUAUUUGCUAACAGGUGGUUAUCGGAUUUGGGAAAUGGUAUUAUUUAUUAAACAAUGUUAAGAGGCAAUGAAUGCAGCUGUUGAACAGAUAGAACACAUAAGGUAGAAGGGUUUUGUUUUUGUUUUUUUAAAGCGCAGUUACACAUCAAGCCGGUUAUAUAUGGUUUAGUGUUGGACUAGGAUUUGUGCGACCUGGAUUUAAAUCUCUAUACACACAGCCAUGAAGCCAACCGGGUGACCCUGGACCAGUCAGACAUUCUCAAGUCUCUUGCCUCCCACGAUUAUUGUGAGGAUAAAACAGGGAAGUGGCAGAACUGCAUUUGCCACCUUGAGCUCCUUAGGUGAAAGGUGGGAUAUUAAUGUAAUAAUAAAUAACCAGGACUGACUCAAGGCAGGUUGCUGCCUGAUGUGUGGUACUGCAACAGGCACCCCCUGCCCUGCCAAUGUCAGUAGUACUAAAAGUAGAAAAAUCACACUUCUCCCCCCCCACGGCAAUAAGAAUAUUUUUUUUUAAAAAAACUAACAAUUUAAUGGCACCCAAAAUCAGCUACCUGAGGUUUCCUCCCUCAUUCCGCCUUGUGUGCGGACCAGCCCUAUUCAUAAAAAUGAUAAUAAUCCUAUGUGUAAUCUAAUUUUCACUUUUGCUUACAUUAGUCUGGAAUAUCCAAAAUAUGUCCUCAUAUAUGAUGCCAUUUAUCACAGCCUUAUUCUAUGUUAACUUGGAAGUCAUUCCCGCUUGAUUUGAUAGAAGAAUUCGAGCAAGUGUGCUUAGGAGUGCAACGUUAAGUGAUGCUGAUCACAAAUAGCUGAGAGAUUAUGGAACUAUUAAUUAUCAAAGCAGAGAGCUAAACUGUAUGGAACAUCUGUGCAAGAAUAUGCUUCAGUAUGUUUGAGGUUUGUGUGCUAAGAGUCAAUAUUGCAUUAUUAUUAUUUUGCUUAGAUACCGUAGUUGUGCCUAUCUUCCUUUUGCCAUCUAAAAUCGAAUUAUGUUAUAAUAAAAGAAUACUUACCUUUCC
This is a messenger RNA of Zootoca vivipara (common lizard), 4222 nucleotides long. NCBI's taxonomy places the organism in Eukaryota, Metazoa, Chordata, Lepidosauria, Squamata, Lacertidae. The record is from RefSeq and is a predicted model, not a curated record.